AUGCUUCAUUCACAUAAAAAUAAAAGUAACAAUACCGGUGUUAUUGAUGACGAGUUGAAAUUUGAUAAUGAUGAUGAUAAUAUUCAUGAACCUGCUACUAAUGAUCGAUAUGAAGUUGAAGCUGUCCAUUCAAAAAAACUUAUUGAUGGUAAAGAAAUGUAUUUAAUACAAUGGAAAGGCUACACAAAAGCCACUUGGGAACCAGUUGAAAAUCUUGAUGGAUGUAAAGAAGCAUUAAAAAGAUUUCAUAAACUUGCUAAAGAUACAGAUAUUGAUUUUUCAUCCAAAAUUGGCAAAGGAAGGAAACAAAGACCGAGAUCUGAUGAAUUGCAAAAUCGAUUAAAGACUUGUUAUGCAGAUGGUAGAAGAACAGAUUUAGAUUUGUAUCAAAAAAUUUGGAUAAAAAGAAAUUAUCCUGGGAAAAAUGAACGUACAGAACCAAGGAUUGAAACCGUUACGUUUUAUUAA
Molecule: messenger RNA, 468 nt
Organism: Entrophospora sp. SA101
Lineage: Eukaryota; Fungi; Glomeromycota; Glomeromycetes; Entrophosporales; Entrophosporaceae
Source: the annotation of a GenBank genome assembly